Molecule: messenger RNA, 1468 nt
Organism: Marmota monax (woodchuck)
Lineage: Eukaryota; Metazoa; Chordata; Mammalia; Rodentia; Sciuridae
Gene: Serpina12
Product: serpin family A member 12
Exons: 5
Coding region: 173-1417 (414 amino acids)
Biological process (GO): negative regulation of endopeptidase activity
Molecular function (GO): serine-type endopeptidase inhibitor activity
Source: RefSeq, a predicted model, not a curated record
GUGGCCAUUGCUCCUGGAACCCCACCGCCUGCCCACUCAGGCCAGCUAAUUCUAUUGGCCUGCACUUGAUCUUUCCAGGAGGCCAUGGAAGUAUAAAUAAUAAAGCAAGAAGGGCAGAUCCAUUUGGCCAGCCCAGCAGAUUCCUCCUGGAGGCUGACAAUCCCCAAGGACAAUGAACCUCCCACUGGGCCUGGCCCUGUUUCUGGCUGGCCUCCUCGCCACAGAAGGGCUUCUCUCGCCCAAUGUCUCUCGACUCAGCUAUGGAGAGCUGAGCCAGACCCAAGGGUUGAAAGCAAAGAGGAUCGCCCAUGAGCUGGCAAAGCGCAACAUGGAGUUUGGCUUCAAGCUGCUCAAGAAGCUGGCCUCCAGAGGCUCCAGGCAGAACAUCUUCUUCUCCCCACUGAGCAUCUCCACUGCCUUCUCCAUGCUGUCCCUGGGCGCCCAGGACUCCACCCUGGAAGAGAUUAAGCAGGGUUUCAGCUUCAGGGAGAUGCCCGCCAGAGACCUUCACCGGGGGUUCUAUUACCUCAUCCGCAAGCUGAACCAGGAGAAGCAGGGCACCAAGCUGGCGGUCGGAAACGUUCUGUUCCUGGAUCAGAAGCUGAAGCUACAACGGAACUUCCUGAGAGAGACCAAGAAUAUGUAUGAAGCAGAAACCGUGCCCACCAACUUCCAGGACUUGGAAUAUACUCAGAAGCAGAUCAACAACUAUGUCAGUCAGAAAACCCAGGGGUUGAUCAACAACCUGAUCAGCAGUAUAGACCCUGGCACUGUGCUGAUUCUGGCAAACUUCAUUUACUUUCAAGCCAGGUGGCAACACAGAUUUGAUCCAAAAGAAACUAAAGAGGAAAAUUUCUUUGUGGACAAAAGCAAAACAGUGAAGGUGCCCAUGAUGUUCCACGGAGGCAUGUAUGACGUGGGCUAUGACGACCAGCUGUCCUGCACGCUCCUGGAGAUCCCCUACCGUGGGAACAUCACGGCCACCUUCGUUCUUCCCGAGGAGGGCAAAAUGAAGCAAUUGGAGGAGGGCUUGCAGGCGAAUAUUUUUGGCAGAUGGAAAAGAUUAAUGUCAAAAAGGGUUGUCAAUGUGUUCGUGCCCAGGCUCCACAUCUCUGGUACCUAUAACCUGAAGAACACUCUCUCCCAACUGGGCAUCAGUAAAAUCUUUGAGGAGAACGGUGACCUCACCCGAAUAUCCCCCUACCGCAGCCUCAAAGUGAGCGAGGCUGUGCACAAGGCUGAGCUGAAGAUGGAUGAGAAGGGGACAGAAGGGGCUGCAGGCUCUGGAGCGCAGACACUGCCCAUGGAGACUCCACAAAAUGUCAAGUUGAACAGACCCUUCAUGUUGAUGGUCUAUGAGAAACUCACACCUUCCAUGAUCUUCUUGGCAAAGAUUGUUAACCCUUCUGGUAAAUAAAGGGUCUUCCUGCUGCCUGCAGCACUCAACCAUGGCCUGAGGCUGAACCUC